This is a messenger RNA of Sphaeramia orbicularis (orbiculate cardinalfish), 2040 nucleotides long. RefSeq names its product solute carrier family 35 member D3 (gene slc35d3). The coding region runs from base 279 to 1580 and encodes 433 amino acids. The record is from RefSeq and is a predicted model, not a curated record. Lineage: Eukaryota; Metazoa; Chordata; Actinopteri; Kurtiformes; Apogonidae. The transcript has 4 exons.
CCAGGACCUGAACCAGAACCAGGACCUGAACCAGGACCACUGACUCCAGAACCAGGACCUGAACCUCUGCUCCACAUCACUUCUGUUCUGUUCUGUUUUCUUUUCUUUGUAUUUCUCUCUUUUACCGGAUGCCGGUUGGUUCGCUGACUCCGUCCUCUCCUCUCCGUUCACCGGCUGCGCGUCCGGGCCGUGCGUAAAACCGAACCAAACCGACCCGUGCCGAGCCGGGCUAAAGGAGACCCCCGGACCCCCGCGGGACUUCCAUCCGCCCCUCCGCCAUGGACGUGGUGAAGAGCCGCCUGUUGGGCAUCUCCGUGGCCGUGGCGCACGGUUUUUUCUCCGGUUCGCUGAACAUCCUGCUGAAGUUCCUCAUCAGUAACUACCGCUUCAGCUUCCUCACACUCAUCCAGCUCCUGACCAGCAGCACGGCGGCGCUCAGCCUGGAGACCCUGAGGCGGAUGGGCAAGGUCCAGGUGCCGGCGUUCAGCGUGCAGCUGUCCAAGGAGUUUGCUCCAGUGUGUAUCCUGUCCACUCUCCAGUCCACCCUGACCCUCUGGUCCCUUCGUGGGCUCAGUCUGCCCAUGUAUGUGGUCUUCAAACGCUGCCUGCCGCUCUUCACCCUCAGCAUCGGCGUGUGCGUCCUCAGGAACGGCGUGCCCUCCGUCGGCGUGGUAACGGCCGUCCUCAUCACCACGGGUGGAGCCGCGCUGGCAGGUGCUGGUGACCUCACAGGUGACCCCUUCGGUUAUGUCACUGGUGUCCUGGCCGUCAUCAUCCAUGCCUCUUACCUGGUUCUGAUCCAGAAGACCAGUCUGGACAGUCAGUACGGCCCGCUGACCGCACAGUACGCCAUCGCCAUCAUGGCGUCGCCGGUCCUGCUGGUCUGCUCCUUCAUCUCCAUGGACAGUAUCCAUAUGUGGUCUUACCAGGGCUGGUCCGACCCCCACAUCACCUGCAUCUUCAUCCUCUGCAUCUUCAUCGGCUGUGCCAUGAACUUCACCACCCUCCACUGCACCUACAUCAACUCCGCCGUCACCACCAGCUUCGUGGGCGUGGUCAAGAGCAUUGCCACCAUCACCGUGGGCAUGUUGGCGUUCAGCGACGUGGCGCCCACCGGUCUGUUCAUCGGCGGCGUGGUGGUCAACACGGUGGGCUCCAUCACCUACUGCGUCGUCAAAUACUACGAGACCAAAAAGAAGAGCGCCUACGAGGACCUGGAGGAGUCCGGCAAGGAUGCGGCGCCGCCCGGGGAACCGUACCGAGAGAAACCGCCGCUGAACGGCGUCGGCCCCGGUGAUGGGGAAGGCGUGACGAUCAGCGGCGACGAAGAGGCGACGCUGGUGAACGGAGAGGCGUGGACUGGAGACGGCGGACGAGGAGACCUGGACGGAGGCGCCAGCGCCACGGUGAUGACGGAGAAGGAGGCGCUGGAGAUGCAGAGGGAGCACCUGCACCGUGACCACGCCCCCUCGGGUCCGGCGCCCGGCGACAGCUACGUGGGCGUGUGGCGGUCCGUCCGACAUCUGCAGUUCGGCAAGAAGGAGCCUCUGAUCGACAACAUGGAGCAGCAGAGUCCAUGAGGAGCGACCGGUGGAGACGGCGGGAAGACGGGGGGGUGCGCCCACACGCUUGAGACGCAGCGGCCGCGCUCACCGCCGCCGCAAAACAACACGAAGCUUUAGUCAAACCUUAACUUUAAGACGAGGGAAGAGGCGUGGCCUUUGUUCACAAAAGGAAACACAACCUGGACGCAGAUACGCCUCGCCUCGUCUGUCCCAGCUCUGUCCUCCGGCGUCCGGCGGCAUCCGGGCACCGCGCAGCAUGUUUCUGUUUGACUGACGUCUCCACUGGAUCUUGUACAAACUCGUCAGGGAACAAAAAAACGAACCUCAAACGACUCGAUGUGUGUUAGCGGUUCUGUUGAAGCCUGGGGGUUGUUGUUUCUGUCUUGUUUCUGAUUGGCUGUAGGAUGAGUGAUGUCACAGUCAUGUGGUUUGUUUGGAAUCUGGUACUAAAUGCAUUCUUGUUGCACCGUGAAAA